Molecule: messenger RNA, 4485 nt
Organism: Octopus bimaculoides (California two-spot octopus)
Lineage: Eukaryota; Metazoa; Mollusca; Cephalopoda; Octopoda; Octopodidae
Product: anaphase-promoting complex subunit 2
Biological process (GO): protein K11-linked ubiquitination; metaphase/anaphase transition of mitotic cell cycle; ubiquitin-dependent protein catabolic process
Cellular component (GO): anaphase-promoting complex
Molecular function (GO): ubiquitin protein ligase binding
Source: RefSeq, a predicted model, not a curated record
AUAAAGCUGCUCCAGACAUAACUAAUGCAUCAAACCUCACUGAAGUCUAGUGAAAGUUGAGAACGAGGAUUUGUAACGCCAUAACUAGUCGUAAACUGGAACCGGUGAACUUUUAAUUUGUUUCCCGCCGCUUCUUUGUUGUUGUUGGUUUUGUUGUAGUCUCAUGGUCGAUCGUUGUUUCUUCUUUCUCCUUUCUAAAUGUCUAACUACGAUUCUUUGAAUAAUGCAUGGAAUCUGGCCACCCAAGUUUUGAUUCCAUCGCAACCAUCGAACCCCCUUGCGUCUCCACAUGAAAAACCUGCCUGUUCACCCGUGAAUGAAGUAGACUUCAAUGCGGCAAUCGAAGUCCUUCGCCAACACCAACUCACACACAUCAUCGAAGACUGGUUCAUUGAGUAUGUCCAAAGUGAAAUGAGAGAUGAGAUUGCUCCUAAGUUCUGGAGCUACUUUGCCGAGGAGAAAGACUCACUUAGCGUUCAGCUGAAUAAUUUUGUUUUGGCUGUCGACUACCUUUAUUCAGCCCUCGACAAACACAACGACAGCAUUGAGAAAAUUGAGUUAAUUAUUAACAGAUACCCACCGUCCAACUACAGAACUGGCACCCUCUUCAAGAAAUCGUUAAAAGAAACUGCUACGACCCUAUGCAAGGCCUUGUUAUUUUCAUCAAAGGAUCGAAAAAUCUUCAAGGUGACAGAAAGCUUCUAUUUGAAAGCUUUCAAGGUAUAUCAACAUACAAGCAGUGGUGAACAAGAUGAUGAGAAACUUGCAGAAUCUUCUGAACUUGGUCACUGCAAUGGCUGUGAUGAAGAACAAGAUGAAUGCAAAUGUACCGAAUUCAUGGAAUCAUUUCAUACAAUAAACAGAAAACUCGACAAACUGAAUUUGUUGAGCAAAAUGGCUGGGUCCUGUAUCACCACCAUUGUGCAUCGAACAACCAAACAACACAUUGAGUUAAAAUGUCGAGGAAACCUUGAAACCUCGUUUCUGGAGAGUUUAGAAAAGUGGCUUGACAAGAAAGUUCUUGGUUGGCUUGAUCUUGUCUGGUGUUCAGAUCAAAUGUCAUCAACUGAACUGCAAUCCUUGAAAGAGUUCAAAGACACACUGCGCCAAUACAUGUACGAGAACUACGCCGGUACCCUAAUCGACCAGUUAUUCAGCAUUAUCAUAGACUACCCAGAGUCAGAACCAGCCAUUCUCGAUUUGAAAAACUGUCUCAUGAAGACCGAUCUUCGUUCACAUCUUGUCAUCUCUCUCAAAGAUGCUUUAGAAAAUAGAUUGCUACAUCCAGGUGUAAACACCUCUAAUAUACUUGCUGCUUAUAUAUCAGCAAUUCGGGCUCUGCGUGUGCUGGACCCAGCAGGUGUGAUCCUGGAGCUUGUUUGUGAACCUGUACAGAAAUAUUUAAGAGAUCGUGAUAACACAGUGCGCUGCAUUGUGUCCAGUUUAACUGAGGAAGGAGUCAACGAGCUUUCUGAUGAAUUGAUCCGAGGUUUGCCUCACAUUGUUGACGACAAUGCUGCCAGUGAUGAUGAAGAUUGGAACAAAUGGAUACCCGAUCCAGUGGAUGCUGAUCCAACAUCCAUGUCGAAGGUGAGAAGAACGUCAGACAUUAUCAGCAUGCUGGUGAACAUAUAUGGAAGCAAAGAACUGUUUGUAAAUGAAUACCGCAACCUGCUGGCCGACCGCAUCCUCUCGCAGUUCAACUACGACACCGAACGUGAAAUUCGGUACCUGGAACUGCUCAAGCUGCGAUUCGGUGAAUCUCAGCUCCACUACUGCGAGGUGAUGCUGAAGGAUGUCACAGACUCAAGACGUAUCAAUGCCAUCAUAAAGGAAGAUAAGAAGAAAGACGAGCCAGAAGAAAAUGCGGAUGAUAUUGAAAUCAAUGCCAUGAUUCUGUCUGCUCAGUGCUGGCCUACAUUCAGAGAAGAGAAACUCAACUUGCCUGAAAAUAUGCAGACCUGUUUGGAGAAUUACACCAAAAAGUUUGAAUCCAGGAAAGGAAAUCGCACGUUGAUAUGGAAACCCCAUUUAGGUCUGGUCAACAUCGAUAUUGAACUAAAAGAGAGAGUCCUCAACCUGAACGUCUCACCUGUACAUGCAGCUAUCAUAAUGCAGUUUCAAAAUAAAGACCAGUGGACAGUUGAAGAGCUGAGCAGUGUACUACAGAUCCCGGCCACUGCCCUGCGAAGAAAAAUUGCAUAUUGGCAGAGCCAAGGUUUGCUUAAAGAGGAAGCCACCGAUACUUUCCUCCUCGUUGAAGAGCAACGAGCUAACUCUGAUGAUAUUAUGCUUGCUGAUGAAGAAGAGACAGAAUCUGCCAUGGCAUCGAUGAGGGCUCAAAUGGAAGAGCAAAUGCAGGUUUUCUGGACAUACAUUGUCGGUAUGUUGACCAAUCUGGAAAGUCUACCCAUCGAGAGGAUCCACUCGAUGCUGCGUAUGUUUGCUGUACAAGGUCCGUCUUCUGUGGAAUGUAGCCUGGCUGAACUGAAGGCCUUCCUUGACAAGAAAGUGAAAGACCAAAAACUGAUCUACACGUCGGGCGUGUACCGUUUAUCACAUAGCUGAGCUACACCUCCUAUCUGUUCUUCUUGUUGUUGUCAUCAUUGUUUUGUUGCAGUUUACUCCUCCUCCUCCUCCUCCAACUUUUGCCACUUCGAUGACAUUUACUAUUGUCAUGUAUGAGGGGGUGCUGAAAAGUUCCUGGCUUUGUGUAAAAGAAAAUACCGGAGGAUCAGUUUAUUAUGAUUUUAUUCAACAUACCCUCCUCUCACAUUUACACACUUAUUGCAGUGGUCUUUCAGUUUUUCUAAGCCCUGUAAAAGAACUCAGAAGGUUGGGCCUCCAACCAGGCCUUUUGUGAUACCCUUAACAGCCAGGAACUUUUCAGCACCCCCUCAUAACUGAACUUUAACCUUCUUAUUGUCACUUUGGUGAUCUUUCCUCUUCCUACUGUCAACUUAAGUCUUUAGCAUUUAAACUGGCCAUAUCCAGCUGAGAUAUUCUACCUGUGAUAAGUAUGUAACGACUAGAUCUAGCCUCUUGAACCUACCCUACAAAGUCAUUCUAAAAAUAUACAACCACAUCAUUAAAAUCUUGAGGCUAUGAGAUAAUGCAGGAUUAAUUCCAAACAAUGUUAAUAAAUAAGGAUUACAUUUGACAGAGUAAUCUGAAGGCUAAGGGAGUAAUGGACGCUUAUUGUCAUAUUACUGAACUUUACUCUUCUUAAUCUCACCUUGGAGAAGUUUUUUCUUCAUAUUGUCACCUUGGUGAUAUUUCCUCCCUGUAUUCUCACCUUGGUAAAGUUUAAUCUCCACUACACUGAUAUCUUGGUGGAAGUCUACUGUUAAGAACAUGGUGGAGGUGACCUUCUCUAUUGCCACCUCGAUGGAGCUUACUCUUCGUAUUGCCAUCUUGGUGGAAGUCUGCUUCUGUUAUCAACUCUUGAUAGAGAAUUACCCUUCUCUAUCAUCACUUUGGGGAAAUUUACAUAUUGUCCACUCUACAAAUUGGUUGUUGAUAGGAUGGGCAUCCAGCUGUAAAAACUCUGCCAAAACAGACACAGUAGCCUGGGGUAGUCGUCUACCUGGCUGGCUCCUGUCAAUCAUCCUACUCAUGCAUGCAUGAAGUUGGACAUUAAACGAUGAAGAUCGUCUUCUUAAAGAAACUUAACCAUUUAACAUUUUAUCCAGCCAUACUUGAACCAAAUAUUCUAUUUGUUUUAUGUUCAAACCAGCCAGAUCUUGUCUCUAACAUCAACCCUAUAAUGUCAUUCUAAAAAUAAACAUUUCAUCAUCGUCGUCGUCAUCGUUUAACGUCUGCUUUCCAUGCUGGCAUGGGUUGGACGGUUUGACUGCGGACUGGCAAGCCAGAAGGCUGUACCAGGCUCCAAUCUGAUCUGGCAAAGUUUCUACAGCUGGAUGUCCUUCUUAACGCCAACAACUCCGAGAGUGUAGUGGGUGCUUUUUAUGACACCAGCAUGAGGGCCAGUCAGGCAGCCCUAGCAAUGACCACGCUGAAAUGGUGCUUUUUACGUGCUACCUGCCACCUGCAUCAUCAAAAUCUCAAAGCUAUAAGAUAAUGCAAGAUUAACAUAUUUAAUAGAGUUACCUGAAUGCUAAAGGGUUAACCUGCAUUGCCAUUCCCAUGGAAUUAAAGUUUCUCUAUUGUUGCUUUAGUGGAUUCUACACCUUCAACAACAGCAUCUUGGGAAGUGGUAUUUCUCAUUGUUUCUUAAAAUUUAAUCCUUCCCUGGUUUCCAGUGGGAGUCUAGACAUCUAGUAGCAGCAGCUUGGAGGAGAAUCUACUCAUCUACUGUCACUCCACUGAUGGCAUCUUGGUUGAUGGAUGGAGGAGUCUUGUCUCUCAGCUCUGUAAAUAUAAUGUAAUUUAGACCAACUUUGCAUCACUCUUUGUGGUGGUCUUGUUCACCAUAUUUGUUCUGUAAAUUAUUAAAGGAAAUAUAUUUUUUAUUUAAGAAACAAA